AAGAGAUGAAGGACGGCUUAGCCGUCAUCGCCAUGUCUGAGGACAGCAAAACUCUAGAUUCAUUUCUCAGGUUUUGCUAUCCAUCGAUGCUGGCAGAGGAUCCUUCCUUCGACAACCUGACAGAUGUCCUCUCUGCUCUGGCGAAUCCCAAGGUUCUUGAGACAGAGUCCCUUCGCUGCUUCGCUAUUGCCAGGAAUGCAAGGCUCAAAGAUGAAACCAUCAUCGCUGCCAAGCACUCCUUACGACAACCCUUGAUUCCAGCGUGGUUUGGAGAGAUCGAUCUUAUCACCGCAUCCGACUUUCUUGCCCUGCUAACAUAUCAUAAAAAUUGCACUAUCGCCGUCCACGCUUUAAUGAAGGACUUGCAAUGGAUUACAGAUCAUUAUGGUACUCAGAGUGGCUGCAUUUGGCUAUUUGAGUACUGCGGCUGCGGAUUGGCUACCGACAAAAGGUUUUUGCUCUGGGGUAACGCUCCAUUGUUGAUGGAUCGGCUGUCCGGAGAAACUGUAAGGACAGCAGCAGAGAAGACAACCGCAAAGGUCAGAAGUGUCACGAACUGUGGCGCUUGCCCUGGCCGGGUGAAGGGGAUCAUGGCAGAGUUUAGCGACUUGCUUUCUCGGAAAGUCGAAGAGGCUGUCGCUCCGGUAUGUAUCUCGCUCUAUAUCACAGACUAAAUCGCGCUGAAGAUGGACUUUUGACU
Suillus paluster is the source of this 700-nucleotide messenger RNA. RefSeq lists its product as uncharacterized. The record is from RefSeq and is a predicted model, not a curated record. The transcript has 4 exons. Lineage: Eukaryota; Fungi; Basidiomycota; Agaricomycetes; Boletales; Suillaceae. Bases 6 to 674 code for a protein of 222 amino acids.